Messenger RNA from Carassius carassius (crucian carp), 1540 nucleotides. RefSeq names its product keratin, type I cytoskeletal 50 kDa. The transcript has 7 exons. The record is from RefSeq and is a predicted model, not a curated record. NCBI's taxonomy places the organism in Eukaryota, Metazoa, Chordata, Actinopteri, Cypriniformes, Cyprinidae. Gene Ontology annotation, molecular function: structural molecule activity. The coding region runs from base 60 to 1460 and encodes 466 amino acids.
GUCUGUGCGCCACAUUCCCUCUCCUUCCAGCAAAAGACUAUCUCCUCUGCACCCCAGCAAUGACGUCCUUUAGCCGCCAAAGUUUCAUGUCUUCUGGAGGGGGUUUAAGUGGAAGCUCCCUGCGUGGUCCUUCUGUGGGAAGCAUGUCUCGGUCAUCUGUGAUUGGUGGUGGAGGUGGUGGCCAUAUAAGCGCCAUGCGUUCUGGCAGUGUGUAUGGGGGUGCAGGAGGUCACGGGGUGCGUAUCUCCACCGGGGCAAGAACCUUUGCAGCUGGUGGUGGUGGCGGCGGUGGAGCCAGCUAUGGCUUUGGUAGUGGCGCUGGUGGUGGAGCAGGGUUUGGCUAUGGUAGUGGCGCCGGAGGAGGCUUUGGAGGAGGUGAUAUGGACCCCAACGUGACUGUCAGUGAGAAAGCAACCAUGCAGAACCUAAACGACCGUCUGGCAACCUACCUGGAGAAGGUGCAUUCACUGGAGAAGGCCAAUGGAGAUCUCGAGCUAAAGAUCAGACAGUUUUUGGAGAACAAAACCUCACCUGAUGCGAGAGAUUACUCUGCCUACCACGCUACAAUCAGCGACCUGCAAGAUAAGAUCCAAGAUGCCACUCGCAUCAAUGGGGGAGUCUACCUGGCCAUCGAUAAUGCAAAAUUGGCCACUGACGACUUCAAGACCAAGUAUGAGAAUGAGUUGGCCAUGCGUCAAUCUGUGGAAGCAGAUAUCGCUGGGCUGAAGAGACUCCUUGAUGAGCUGACACUGGCAAGAUCUGACCUGGAGAUGCAGAUUGAAGGCUUAAAGGAGGAGCUUAUCUACCUCAAGAAGAACCACGAGGAGGAACUGGCAUCUAUGCGUAGUCAGAUGACUGGCACAGUGAAUGUGGAGGUGGAUGCAGCUCCUCAGCAGGAUCUGAGCCGUGUGAUGGCUGAGAUCCGAGAGCAGUACGAGGGAGUCAGUGCCAAAAACCAGCGGGAGUUAGAUUCCUGGUUCCAAACCAAGUCAGAGACACUAACUAAGGAGGUGACUGCCAAUACAGAGACCCUCCAAGUGUCCAAGACUGAAGUCACUGAGCUUAGACGCACCCUUCAAGGGCUGGAGAUCGAGUUACAAUCUGAACUCAGUAAAAAAAGGUCUCUUGAGGGAACUCUUGCAGAUACAGAAUCGCGUUACUCCAUACAGCUGACUCAGCUGCAGGCUCGUGUAACAAGUCUGGAGGAGCAGAUCGUUCACCUCAGAGGUGACAUGGACAGACAAUCUCAGGAGUAUCAAAUGCUGUUGGACAUCAAGACCCGGCUGGAGAUGGAGAUCGCGGAGUACAGGAGACUGCUGGAUGGAGGAGCAACCAGUUUCAGCACUACUGGUGGGGGAGGAGGAGGAGGAGGAGUAGUGAGCUCUACUAAAACCAUCACGGUGAAGACCAUUGAGGAAGACAUUGUUGAUGGGAAAGUGGUGUCAAGUACUACAAAAUAAACACCAAACAUGACUGUCACACCAGUUUUCAGGCCUUCCACUGUGAUCCAUUUUUUGAGAAUAAAAUCAGUGAAGCCGUG